Molecule: messenger RNA, 477 nt
Organism: Acanthocheilonema viteae
Lineage: Eukaryota; Metazoa; Nematoda; Chromadorea; Rhabditida; Onchocercidae
Source: the annotation of a GenBank genome assembly
AUGAAAGCAAGUGCGGAUAUUUUUGAUGUUAUGGGUCUGCACGCUGUGAUCGUUUAUCUAAUGGCUGGAAAAAGUGAGAUUCGAUUCCUGGCUGUCGGUUUAGGUUGGGCAUUUGCUCACAGUGUAGCUAGUCGUUUAGUCGGUUUUUGGGUUGGUGCGCGAGCAGUGGCAUUUCACUGGAAAUAUAUUCAAAUGGCACUAAAUUCCAAUAUUGACCUAAUUUUUUAUGUUGCAAUGGCAGCAUUGGUAUGGUUAUUCACCCGCAAUGAUCUCCGAUUAGGGAUGAAACGAAUAGUUGCAUUGUUGAUUGCACUUUGUGUUUUUCAUGAGUUCGUUGAGCAAGCGAGUGUUGCAUAUUUGGGUCUUCGAUCUUGGACAUUGCUUGGAGCAAGGGCGGCAUUUACUACGGGACUUGCGAUAGGAACAUUGGUUGCAUAUUCAUCGCUUGGAAUGCAUUUCACGCAAUACCGAAGUUAG